Molecule: messenger RNA, 5389 nt
Organism: Thunnus maccoyii (southern bluefin tuna)
Lineage: Eukaryota; Metazoa; Chordata; Actinopteri; Scombriformes; Scombridae
Gene: adgb
Product: androglobin
Exons: 31
Coding region: 997-4983 (1328 amino acids)
Biological process (GO): proteolysis
Molecular function (GO): protein binding; calcium-dependent cysteine-type endopeptidase activity
Source: RefSeq, a predicted model, not a curated record
AUGAAUAGAUAAGGCUUAACAGGUGUCAGCUGCCUCUCAGAGAGCAAGACUCAAAUUGGAUAUCUACGCCUUAUGAGUCUACAGCAGGCACAACCCUUUGAGGGCUUUAUGCAUUGUGGUGCCGUUCAUAUUAAUUGUGUGUAAGUGUAAGGAGUUUACAGAUUUUUGGCUGCAUAAUAAAGGCCAUCAUUGCUUUGGGAUACAGCUUGAAGUUGCUGGUCUGUGAGUUUCAGUGUGUUGCUUGCUUGCCACAGAUCUGUAAGUAGUGGACACUACAUCAUUGUGUCAUUCUGGAAAGGGAACUUCUUCCUGCACGAUAAUAUGGGUCAGCGAGAGAGUGAGAGAGAAAAGACAGAGCUAAAAGUGAUGGUGUUCUGUAACACUGUGACUCUUUCCUUGACAAACAAGCAUGACACGGUUGUAGGCAGCAGUCCCCGUGCCAGCCAUAGCACGCUAACAGAUGGUGGUUGAGAUGGCAUUAAGCACCCAGACCCCCCUCCCCCGGCUGUUUUUUUCAUAAGCUACUCCUCAGCUUGUCUGAUUCUUUAUUGUUCUUCACCAAUCUUUUUUUCCAACCGGUUCCUCCGUCAUGCCGCUGUGAAUGUCCAUCCCAUUAUCAUUUUUCUCUCUCCGUCUUUCCUUUCCUGAUUUUCUUCCUCUCUCCUCUAACUUGUCCUUUUGCACUGAAUUUUACCCUGUCUGCGAACAUCGAGCUCCUCCUCGAGGCGAUGGUUUGACAAGAAAGUGGAAGAACAAGCAAGAAAGAGAGUGUGUCCGCACUGUAUGUGGGCCUGCGUUGCACGUGCACACUGUUCUGAUAGAUAAGGGAGAGGCACAGCUGUGAACUGACAGUCAGAUUAUCGCCUGCUUUCGUUGUUCUUUCCUACAAGCAGUGUGAAACUCCCCCAGACAUCCAGUCGACAGACCACACCAAAGACAGCAUGUAACAAGCACUGACACAACUCAGGAUGCUAAGACGCAAGCAUAUGGUUGCUAAUGCCAGGGGAAGUGCCAGUCCAAAACAAGUCCAGUCCAGAUCACAGAGAUUCUGAGGGUUUUUGGAGGAAGAUAACAGUUGAUGAUUCCAUGCCAUUUGAUGAAGAAAAUAACCUGCUUCUCCCUGCCUCCACCUGUCAGUCAGAGCUGUGGCCAAUGCUGUUGGCUAAGGCUCUCAUUAAAGUUGCCAACACAAAUGUAGUGUCAGAGGUCUGCGGGGAGAUGGGGGAGUUCACCUUUAUCCACACCCUCACUGGCUGGAUCCCAGAAAUCAGUCCCAUAAAGCCCGUAUACUUGGGAAAAGUCUGGGAUUUCUUACAAGACAGCAUUCCCAUAUUUACACACCCGGAUGAGAGUUUGCCAGAGACGAAGCCUCAGACUGCAGAUCCAGCUGCAGGGAGGGAUUCCAGCCUGAAUGACAGCAAGAGCAAGCUGCCAGAGCCAGAGAAAAGUAAAGGUACCCCUGAGGUAGCAGUGUGUGCUAGCUAUUACCCAUUUCAGCUGCAUAACAAUUCCUCUGGGUUUGGCCUAAUGGCUAAUUCCUCAGAGCUUCUACGUCGGUAUGGCCUCUCUUCACUAUACAGCCACAUUGUCCUAUUGACCAGAACCCGGGCCUGCCCACUGGAGGCACCACCCAAACCACCGCCUGUGCCCCGAUGGAAACUCAUCCGCCAGCGCAAGGAGAUUGUGGUCACAGAUGAACCACGGAAGCUCCCUUUGUCAAAACCAGAGCAGUUCAUCGAGGUUGCCAGCCCUUUUCUUUCCUACCGUGUCAAGAGCAGCGUUGACCCAAUCCCAGAGCUAAAAGUGAAGAGUGAGGCGAAGCAGAGCGCUCACAAGAAGCAGUGCUACGGAUCCCCUAUGGUGUCGAUUGCUGAAAAAGAGGAGACUGAAUGCCGAGAAGGCUUUGAGCCUGAUGCAGCUGAACGCACCACUAACUCAGCAAACAGCACUGACAAAAUAGAGGUUACUGCAGAGGACAGGAAAAAGGACGAUGAUGACAUCUCCAGUGAUCGGCCCAAAACUGCUCUGAAGGAACCUGUGACUGAGGAACCUUCAGCUCCUAUCAAACCCAUCCUGCAGAGGACCUGGGUGGAUCUCCAUGACUUUGCUAAAUGCUUCCAUACUCUCUUGGUGUUCCAUAAACCACAAGAAUAUCCACACCACUUUCAGAAAUCUCACCUUAAGAGCACUGUCUUGCCCAAAACUGCGACAGGCAUCAACUGCACUGGAUCAUCUUCACAGUCUCUUACUACUGGAUCCCUCCAUGUGUCAUCUGCUGUGGCAAGCCCCAAAUGUUCAGAGGUGAGAGGCACUCACUACAUGUGUGUGGACAGCCUGCAACCUUCCAAGAUCCUCAUCAGCUUCUCUGCUCUGCUUCUCUGGGGGGAGACAGCUGAAGAGAAAAAGGAAAUGUCAGCAGCAUGUAGGUCUGCAGUUCUCCUCGUCCAGCCGUACUCCUGGAAGAACCUGCAGUCUCGGCUGCCAGUUCUCACCAUCAAGACCACCUCUUCAAAGGCAGUCAUGCUUAGCUUACCCUCGGGGCGCCAUGUUUUGUCUCUCCACACCAAGGCAGCACUGGGCUACCAUGUCCACAUUUGCAGCAAGACACCUUUCAUCUUUGGGGAUGAAGAAACCAUUAUGUCACAUCUUGCCAAGGAAAGUGCUCGUUUCACAGAGCAGGCCUUGUCCAUCCUGAAGGCCCUGUCCAGAGAGGUGGCUGUCUUUAGUGAUGUGCAAGACCAGCCAGCAGCUAGAAGGGCUCUGGAAGAGGCAUUUUGUCCCAACAACAUCAGCACUACCCUGGGAAAGUGGGAACUCCACAAGGUGUUUAACUCGGCAGUCUACCAUAUGCUGUGUGAGGUCCUGGGCAGGAAGCUGACAGCAGAGGAGCGGUUUGCUGUACUGGCCGUCACUGCUGAUCCUUCACUUUUAGUGAAUGAACCCAAAGAACACUCCCCUGCAUGUAGGAGCCAUAUAAGUGUUUUAGAUGCAGAGUUAAAGCCUCCAGAAAGCUGGAAAGACAGGCAGCCAACAAACAAGGAGAUCAAGGCAGUCACCAUUCUGCAGGCUGGAUUCAAAGGGCACUUGGUGCGAAAGAUCCUUAAUGCCUCUAAACCUGGCACGAAGGAGAACCUCAGUGCAUCCAAGAUCCUUUUCGACAUGUGGCCGAAGGUUGAAUCCAAUGCAGACAAACAUGCUGCCUUCUUGCUACGGUAUAUCAUUGACCACUCUGAAAGAAAAGCAGAGCUCUACCCCUGUCAGCAGGAUGAAUCAACCAGAAUCACAUUUAGUGAUUAUUCGGUCUCCCUUCAAGACACAGCCAACUCCUGGGUCUUGGUAUUCAGAGAAGUGUUCCUGGUUCCCAAGGAGAUGCUGCUGGUACCAAAAGUGUACUCCCCAAUCCCAAACUGUCUGCUGCACGUCAUUAAUAAUGACACUGGAGAGGAGCUAGACAUGGUCUUCAACAAAGUAGUUCCACAUGUCUAUCAACCCAAUAAGCUUGGUUAUACCUUUGUAGCAGAGGCAAUUACACCUGAAUCACCACCUGCUGGUACCAAAUGGAGGAUGCGCCUGAUUGGCUCAAAGGAACCUCUUCCAAAACUGGCCUGUGAGACUCCGCUCAACACGUUCUCAGUGAAGGAAUUCUGGGAUUAUUAUGUUCCCAUUGACAAAGACUUUAUAUGCCGUUACUCUGUGCAGGUGACAGCGGACGUCCUGGGAACAGUUCAGUUUCAGACAUCCAAGCCAGAUGUAUUGAUACGUCUUUCCAUUCUGGACCAGGAGAAGGAGGUGGCCAGCAACACCGGGACAGGCCAUGUCAUAAUUCCUGUGUUCUACUUCCUGGCCAACAAAGCUGAGGAGAACCAGAAAGGAGGCCCCACCCAGGACAAGGGAGUCAAGAUGGUCAAUGCUCCCCAGCAAAGUGCUGCUGGGAAAUCAGACUCCUCGUCUGACCAGUACCAGCCUCCCACGGAGACUAUGGGUCAUAAAUAUGUGGUGAAAGCAGAGGUGCUUUAUAAGAGUUGGGAUUUGGACGAGUCUCAGCUGGCUUUUGUCCAUAUGCUCAGAGACUUGGAGAAGAAUGAAAUGAAAGUAUACAAGCCUGAAGACUUGAAGUGUUCAUCCACCACACCAAGCAAUGAUGGGCACAAGUCUGACACACCCAAAGCCAACCGCAAAGGCGAAAGUGACAAGGAGAAGUGGAAGCCAGCUGCCAGCUCCAAAUCUGGCUCCAGGCUAGGAACGAGCCUUGACCUGACCAAGGCCAAUUGGACGCUGCGUGUGGUCAGUGACAAAAGCAGAGCAGAGAGCAUCGUGGUGAAGAAGGACACAGAGAGAAUAGAGCAAAUCAAGGCCAUUAAAAAAGCAUGGGAAAUGGCUGAACCAGGCCGCUGUGCCAAGGCUUUCCAGUCUCGUCUCAAGUUUCUUAACCAAGACCAACAUCAAGCAAGUGAUGAAGCUACAACCGCUGAUGCGGAAAGCAGAGAGUCUGCUGCUUCCAGACCUGGUCCUGACACCUCUCUCAGUACAUCCAAACAAAAGCUGACCGAUACCUCAUCAUCAUAUCCUCACAUGGAUUACACUCCCUUCAUCAGACGGCAAAAGGAUUUUCCAGCACUGAUGAACUCACAGAUCGAGGAGGUCCAGCAGAGGGAGCGCUUAGAAAAGAUCCAGACCUUCCGGUUGGUCCGAGACAAUGUGCUGGAGCACCGGAAACAACAGGAGCUCAAUGGGAUGGAGUUAAUGAGACGCCAGUUGGAAAUGUAUGAGAACAUGCAGGCAGCCUUGUGGCAACACCGUAAGAAAUUCCUUGAUGCUUGCGAAGCAUUUAGUAGCCGUCAGAUGGCAGCCAUGAAAAAAGAACAAGAAGAGAAACAAGCUCUGGAGGACACCCAGCAGGCAGCUCAAGAAAAAACAAUCUCCACCUCUCCUGCCAACCGGCAGCCCAACAAACGUGCCAAGAGUGCUGGGAAGAAGAAAUGAUGGUUUUUGGCACAAACCUCCCAUCUAACUUCUCCUCAGUAGUCACCUUUCAACAAGUCUGUUUGAAUACUGAAGAAUCUUCGUUUAAUCACAACAUCGUAGCCUGUAGUUGAUGAAAGAACACCUGGCCAAAUAAUUGUUACCACACUAGAUUCAGGUGCAAGUUUAUAUAUAGUAUAUGUACGGUUGUCUUCAAGAACAUAUGAAACUUAGGAGUCUAACAAAUGUUAGUUUGUUAACUACUAUAAAAUACUUUUUUCUACCAAAGACUCAAACUUUCACCAUAUUCAUACUGUAUUCCAUAUUUAAUUAUAUUCUCAUAGAUCACAAUGUCAUCCAUCAUCUUUUAUCUAUAACCUGUAUUAUAUUUCCCUUGAAUAUAAUAAAUAAAAUAAAAAUUACAUCA